Molecule: messenger RNA, 4033 nt
Organism: Phycodurus eques (leafy seadragon)
Lineage: Eukaryota; Metazoa; Chordata; Actinopteri; Syngnathiformes; Syngnathidae
Product: beta-1,3-galactosyl-O-glycosyl-glycoprotein beta-1,6-N-acetylglucosaminyltransferase 4-like
Exons: 2
Coding region: 2296-3771 (491 amino acids)
Cellular component (GO): membrane
Molecular function (GO): acetylglucosaminyltransferase activity
Source: RefSeq, a predicted model, not a curated record
AUGAUUAGACUGGUAACUAUUAAGCAACCACUGAUGUGAAAAUGUCAGUAUGUCAGUUCUAAAUCAUGUCUCCCUUCUGGAGGUUCCGUCGACCGUUGCAUUAUAAUUGCGUCUUUUCUUUUAGGUGGCGUUCAUGGCUCUGGUUUGUGUCUUGCAGUGUCAAGAAGCCCGAAUCAUGUCAUGAAAAUCGAGACAGUCCAUUUGGUGGCUGAUGAAGAGCUGAUACCAAAUGCUAUACUCGACAGCUACUGGGAGAUGCUCUUACAGAGUAACCCACAAUUCGGAUGGUAACCUCUCCGUUAUCUCCAAGAUUUGAUUGGAGGCGUCUCAAAGAAUGUGCAGGAAUUCUCGUGAUUUGUUUCCUCACCUCUACGCGUGAAUUUAUGUCACUCUUCUUUUCCAGGUUUGACAUUUUCUCUGUUUAAUGUCUCAUGUAUUUUGUUAUAAGUUCUGUGAGGCAAUCGGGGGGGAAAAUGACAUUUUUGGUCACUUUUCUUUCAUGCAGCCAACUAAGGAACCCAAAUUAUUAGAAACGGAAUGAUGCACUAAUAACUGAUUCCAUUGCAAAUACUGCAACACAUGGGCAGAAUAAAGAAAAACUUAACCUCACUGAAUUUUGGAUGUAGCUUUUCUUUAUUGGUUCUCCUACGUAGGUAUUCAUAACGCUUUGUAGUCUCGCAGUCUGCGAUGAUGAAUUUAUAUAUUUACCAGUAUAAAUAAGAGAUGUGUGUACUUAAAGAUAACGGAAGGCUUACUGUACAUGAGCAGUGUUAAUCAUUAAGAUACCUGCGUAAAGUUGCACUUGGAUUGACACGCGAAAUAAUCUUGAAUAACUCCAAAACGAUAGCAGCACAAACGAACAAUGUAAUGUUAUAAACCAACUGAGACCAUUUUCCCAGAGUUUUCCGUGUGGUGAGGGGCCAACUUUACGCCGGUUGAGAAAGAUAGAAAGAGUGUGAUGAAUGUGUCGUAAUAGUGUGGGACACAGUUCUCUGGUUGUGAGGGCCAGUGGGCGGACUGUUGCCAGGACUCCUUUCCAACCUUCCCCCCUCCCCCUCGCACCCCACUCCACUCCGCCCUAAACAGCUUCCAGUCCACGAUGGAGCUGCAGACAUAGCAGACAGGACACACAGUCGCCCUGUUCUGUCGAAACUUUCUUCACACAUGGGGAACUUUGCCUGCUGGUUCGCCUCCCAGUGUGGUGUCACACCAACAGACAUCUUUCAAGGUUGUACAGCUGCAGCCAUACUCGUUGAAGGCGUUUGGAUAGCACUCUCCAGGAAAUCUUUACAGAGCAAGGCUAGUCUACUAUUUUUCUUUAUAUACAGUAUACACUGUAGAUAGAUAGAUAGAAAAAUAAAUAUUGCACAUUUUCAUUUUAUAUAUUCAGUUUUAGGUGCUGAAAAAGCAAGAGUGCAGGGAAAAAAUAGUACUAGCUUCAAAGGUUGACACUACUCCUUUUGACAUUCACUAAGUAAAAAGUGACUCUAUAUCUAUAUAUAUAUAUAUAUAUAUAUAUAUAUAUAUAUAUAUAUGGUGGCUGGUGAGGCCAGCCAUGAUGUACGGAUUAGAGACAGUGGCACUGAAGAGACGUCAGGAAGCAGAGCUGGAGGUGGCGGAAAUGAAGAUGUUGAGGUUCGCUCUCGCAGUGACCAGGUUGGAUACAAUUAGAAAUGAGGUCGUCAGAGGGACAGCCGAGGUUCGAUGUUUUGGAGACAAAGUUAGAGAGAGCAGACUUGGAUGGUUUGGACACGUCCACAGGAGAGAUAGUGAGUAUACUGGUAGAAGGAUGACGAGGAUGGAGCUGCCAGGCAAGAGAGCCGGAGGAAGACCAAAGUGAAGGUUGAUGGAUGUCGCGAGGGAAGACAUGAGGGCAGUUGGUGUUGGAGAGGAGCAUGCAGGAGAUAGGCUCACAUGGAGAAGGAUGACACCUAACAAGCCGAAAGGAAUAGAAGAAGUAUAUAUCUAUGUAGACAAUAUAUUCAAGCUCUCAAAGUUAAAGCGGUAACUCGCCAAAAAUGACUGCAUUAAUCAUGUAUUAACUCAGAUUAAUCACACAAUUUCCAUUCACUUAACUGUGAAUGGAUAUCUGAAAUCCGAUGCGGGUUGCUUUGAGGUCAGUGCAAAGAUAAGUGAGUAGACUCCGACUGGUGUGCUCGGUGGCGAAUUUUGCUUCAAAAAGUCGACUCCGAUGGGACUUUUCAAAGAAGCUUAGGUCAUUUGCAUAUAGUGCAACGCUCUUUUCAUCGAAGCACAACAAAUUAAAAAUACAAUCUCAAAUCAAAAUGUGGCACUAUGUGUUGUAUAUUUGGCACCGAAUUCAGAAGUGUGAUUAGUCUGAUUUACAAAAUUGCUAAUAUAUGUAUGUCACAACAGCAAUGUAAAUUGGCUUUUAGUGUAUUGUAUGUCAGUGACUGUGAUCGUCACUUUAUCCACUCAAAUGCUUAUCUUUUUGUCUUUUUGUUGUUGUUUUUUACCUUUUCUAGAAUGAAAAUAAGAUGUGGCUGCUACAUACAUAGAUUGAGACACAGGUGCUUCCUGUUUCUUCUGUGUCUGGUGGCCGUGUGCUUGCUCAAGCUGGUCUACCUCAAAGUAACGGUGAGGGAGGGGGCCUAUAUUGACCCUUAUGGACUCACUGACAGGCUAUCUGGAGUUCACAACCACACGUACGAUGUCAACUGCACCGCCAUCUACGAGCUUGACCCGGUGGAAAUAGGCAAAGCUCUUGAGAUUGAACAAAAAGUCAUUGUCGCCGUGGUUGAUGAGAGCACUGUGAGUCUAACCUCGGACUGUCCGUCAUUUAUGAAAACAAGACGUUAUGAUGGUGUUCUGAUAUCAGAGGUAGAGCGCAACUUUCCGCUGGCUUACUCCCUGGUGGUGCAUAAAAAUGCACCCAUGGUGGAGCGUAUUCUUCACGCCAUCUAUGCACCUCAUAACAUCUACUGCAUUCACUAUGACCAAAAGUCUUCUCCAGCGUUUAUUAGGGCCAUGGAGAACCUCGCUCAGUGUGUGCCUAAUGUGUUUGUUGCCUCAAAACUGGAGUCUGUUAAAUACGCCCAUAUCAGCAGACUUAAUGCCGAUCUCAACUGCCUCUCUGACCUGCUGAGGUCAGAGGUCAAAUGGGAGUAUGUGAUCAAUCUCUGUGGCCAAGACUUUCCUCUCAAGUCCAACUAUGAACUAGUGAGGGAACUCAGGAAGCUGAGCGGCAGUAACAUGCUUGAGUCGAGUCGCCCCAGCGAACUGAAGAAACAACGCUUCAGCUUUCAUCACGAGCUAAAGAAUGUGCCGUAUGAGUACCAGCGUAUUCCUGUGAAGACUACUUUGGCCAAGGAUCUUCCUCCACAUGGAAUCAUGGUGUUCAUUGGGAGUGCAUACUUUGUCCUGUCGCGGGAGUUCGUGAAUUACAUAAGCAGCAAUGGAGUGGUGAAGGACUUUCUGGCAUGGUCAGCAGACACUUACUCACCUGAUGAACACUUCUGGGCCACCCUUGUCAGGAUGCCAGGCGUGCCAGGACACAUUUCUAGGUCAGAACCAGAUGUUACCGACUUAAAGAGUAAGACGCGACUUGUUAAAUGGAACUAUUUAGAAGGGAAUUUGUAUCCACCCUGCACAGGUACACACAUGAGAAGUGUCUGCAUCUAUGGAGCUGCAGAACUUCGUUGGCUCCUCAACGAUGGUCAUUGGUUUGCCAACAAAUUUGACCCCAAAGUUGACCCGGUCUUGAUCAAGUGUUUGGAGGAGAAGCUGAUUGAACUGCGGCACUAUGUGUAAAGAUUAAACAAACUUUUAAUGAACUGAACGUGAAAGCUUGGGUGAAAAUGUGCCUUUCGAUUUUUAAAACUACUGUCACUAUAAAUGUUCUCGUCAUCUUUGAUACAUGAUCACAAAAUUGAAGUUUCGAAUGCAACUUUCUGUAUGUAGUGCUGCCCCCCUUUUUGGCAAUAAAAAAAACACACAAUAAGUCACAUCCAGGUAACAUACUGCAACUUUAGUCUCUGAAAGACAAAAAAAAAAAAAAGGUCCUUACCCUAUU